This is a messenger RNA of Parnassius mnemosyne (clouded apollo), 369 nucleotides long. NCBI's taxonomy places the organism in Eukaryota, Metazoa, Arthropoda, Insecta, Lepidoptera, Papilionidae. The record is from the annotation of a GenBank genome assembly.
AUGUGGAGUCAAUUGGGUAGAGGAAACACAGAUUUCCCAAAAAAGCUGUUAUUGAUUGGUAAUGGAAAAGUACCUGAGUCAACCGAAAAAAACAAUAUUGAUAAAGACCUUGGUGAAAUCGUAACCAACACUGAAGACCUAAUCUCUAGAAAAAAAUAUCAAUGGAUGUGGGAAAGGGCAGUUUUAACUGUCAAAAAUACGAGCGUUGACGCCAUCAACGAUAAAAUAAUGGCUAAAUUACCAGGCGACAACAUAAACUACCUUGCUAUUGAUACUGUCGUGGAUCAAGAAGACGCGGUACAUUACCCUCAAGAGUUUUUAAAUUCUUUGAAUCCUUAUGGGCUGCCCCCACAUGAACUUAAAAAGUGA